Molecule: messenger RNA, 436 nt
Organism: Rhinichthys klamathensis goyatoka
Lineage: Eukaryota; Metazoa; Chordata; Actinopteri; Cypriniformes; Leuciscidae
Gene: gngt2b
Product: guanine nucleotide binding protein (G protein), gamma transducing activity polypeptide 2b
Exons: 3
Coding region: 168-377 (69 amino acids)
Biological process (GO): G protein-coupled receptor signaling pathway
Cellular component (GO): heterotrimeric G-protein complex
Molecular function (GO): G-protein beta-subunit binding
Source: RefSeq, a predicted model, not a curated record
AAUCUCUACACCUGAGAAAGAGUAAAGGGAAGGAGGGGGUCCGAACAGCAGAAAUAGAGGAGAAGAGCCUGAGAUCCACAGACUCGGAGGAAGACCUCCACGCUGAUGAUCUCUUAGGAGACAUCAGGACAUUUCUCCGACUGCUGCCCGGCCCUCCGUUCAACAGGAUGGCUCGGGAUAUGACAGAUAAAGACAUCCUGAAGAUGGAGCUGGAUCAGCUGAAGGUGGAAGUGAACACUCCCCGAAUUGCGGUUUCAACCUCAGCCCCAGAAAUCAUUGCUUUCGUUGAGGAGAAGUCUGGCGAAGACCCCCUGGUCAAGGGCGUCCCCGAGGACAAGAACCCAUUCAAGGAGAAGGGAGGCUGCAUUAUCACGUAGCGGCGGCCCUGGGGUCACCAGGGCUCGGUUCAACGUCUGCUUUUGUAUGAAAGUUUAUU